Molecule: messenger RNA, 564 nt
Organism: Volvox carteri f. nagariensis
Lineage: Eukaryota; Viridiplantae; Chlorophyta; Chlorophyceae; Chlamydomonadales; Volvocaceae
Exons: 6
Coding region: 1-564 (187 amino acids)
Source: RefSeq, a predicted model, not a curated record
AUGCAGAAGGACUCAACAACAUCGACCGCCCAACCGCUGGCGGAUCCCGACAGCUCAAGGGCCACCGCAAACAUGCGACAAAUGGAUGGACAACCGUCAUAUGGGCCGCUGGACGGCCGCACAACUGGUCCGAACACCGCUGCUGCACAACAAAAAUGGCUCGAGGAUCUCCACAGACACCUGGAGACAGCUCGAUGGUUCGCCAUCUGGGCAGCCAGCUCCAUCGGCAGCCCUCAAGGUUGCUUCCUGAAGACGGUUCCAGUCCUCGUGCUGGAGCUGCCUGGCAAGAGAUUACUAGUAAUGAAGAUGAGCCUAGCAGCAGCGUUAAGGCUGCAGAAGUCCUCGAGGCCACACCCGCAUAGAGAUAUUGACGGUCCCUAUCUAUUAUACGCGGGUGUCGAGCGAUCGUAUAUCCCAGUGGUAAUUCCGCCUCCCAAACAAAUACAUGUUGUGCAUGCAGCUGGUCUGUCGGGACGAGGGUACAUCUUUGCAUGCAGCUGUACGGACGUCAUUACCGCGCGGGCAGCACCUAGUGUAGCAUUGAGGACGAAGUUUGAGCGAUGA